Messenger RNA from Drosophila bipectinata, 2097 nucleotides. It is a transcript of the gene Inx5, whose product is annotated as Innexin 5. Gene Ontology annotation, molecular function: gap junction channel activity. NCBI's taxonomy places the organism in Eukaryota, Metazoa, Arthropoda, Insecta, Diptera, Drosophilidae. Gene Ontology annotation, biological process: phototransduction. The record is from RefSeq and is a predicted model, not a curated record. Gene Ontology annotation, cellular component: plasma membrane; gap junction.
UGACACUUCAUUUCGAUUUCGUCAAAAAAAUUACGGAUUUUCGGAGAGAAAUGGGGAAAAAAGCAAAGUAGGUAAUAAUGACGGCACGGACAAAAAAAUAUGUAAAGCCGAGCGACGAUCUGAACUGUGAACUGGCUACUACCAUCCUAGGCCGGCGGCAAUCCUCACCAUACCCGUAUCCAAGCCUGUUUUUGCAUUCCAGUCAGUCGAGUGCUCACAAGUUGAUCAGGAAUAGGAACUUCUACAGUAAUAGAAAAGAAAACAGGAAGGAGGGCAUUCAUAUUAUUAUCCAGAGGAGACAAAAAAUCCAUAGACCAGUUGCAACCGGGAAGAAUUGGAAGCUGUCCUCGAGGAACUCUUCCCGGAGGCAGAAGAAAUGUAUUCGGCGGUGAAGCCGUUGUCCAAAUAUUUGCAAUUCAAGUCGAUCCGAAUCUAUGACCCCGUCUUCACCAUUCACUCCAAGUGCACCGUGGUCAUCCUGUUGACCUGCUCCCUGCUCCUAUCCGCUCGCCAGUAUUUCGGCGAUCCCAUUCAGUGCAUCAGCGAGGAGAAGAAUAUUGAGUAUAUCCAGUCGUACUGCUGGACCAUGGGCACCUACAUCCUCAAGCUGGACAACUACAGUGAAAAGCAGCUGCAGUUGCCGAAGCCGCCAGAAAGUCCAGAGUCUGAAGCCGUGACUUCCUCCUCCUCCUCCUCCGGCUCUGCCGCCCAGACCCCUGCCCGGUCUAGGACGAGAUUCAGGUCGCGGGCGAUAUACAAUCUGCGGCGCUUGUCGGACUACAACGAGGCCUAUGCCCGGGCCAUGUCCAUUGCCGAGGGCGUAGGUCCCGAGAUCCGGGGUCAGACACAGCGAGAAUACCUGCGCUACUACCAGUGGGUCAUCAUCCUGCUGCUCUUCCAGUCGUUCGUCUUCUACUUCCCCUCAUGCCUGUGGAAGGUGUGGGAGGGUCAGCGCCUGAAGCAGCUCUGCUCGGAGGUCGGGGAGGCCCUGCUCUCGGAGGAGACCUACAACACCCGGCUGCGGCUCCUGGUCAAGUACUUCACCACCGACUAUGAGGACAUGCACUUUUGUUACAUGGCCAAGUACGUGUUCUGCGAGGUCCUCAACUGCUUCAUCAGUAUACUCAACAUUUUCGUACUGGAUGUGUUUCUGAACGGAUUCUGGACCAAGUACCUGUACGCCUUGGCCACGAUUCCGUUCUACGACUGGGAUCGUUGGAACCGUGUCUCCUCCAGUGUUUUUCCCAAGAUUGCCAAGUGCGAGGUCCUGAAGUUCGGGGCCAGCGGAACGGCCAAUAUCAUGGACAACCUCUGCAUCCUGCCGUUGAACAUUUUGAAUGAGAAGAUCUUCGUGUUCCUGUGGGCCUGGUUUCUGCUCAUGGCCCUGAUGUCCGGUCUGAACUUGGUGUGUCGCCUGGUGAUGAUUAUCAGUAAGACCUUACGGGAACAGAUGAUCCGAAGCCAGUUGAGGUUCAUGAAGAAGCGGCAUGUGCAGAGGGCGCUGAGGGAUCUGACGAUUGGGGACUGGUUCCUGCUGAUGAAGGUCAGUGUGAAUGUGAAUCCGAUGCUGUUCCAGGACCUGAUGCAGGAGUUGUGCGAGUUGCGAACCUCCUCGUCGAGCAGUAUUGUCGAGAGCCAAGUCUAGAAUUUGUAUAUCCUUUGGGAAAAAGGACUUGAAGCAUGAACAGGAUAAGUAAAAGGAGAGUUGUAGUAUCGCCGGAAUCAGGAGUCGCACCUCCACUAGGAGGGAUCAAACUCUUAGCUGACGUCGCCGUCGUUUCUUCACUUUCUUUUUUUGAUUCAUGUACCUGUGGAUAUAUACAUAUAUAUAUUUCUCUCUCUACUUUUUUCCCCAAACGAUUUUAUUUGUUUCUCCAGUAAGCUCGAACAAAAAAAGGAUUAUAUCAAAAAUUCUUAUGCUGUGAGAUUACAAAUGAUAUUUGUGAAAUAUUCAGUUUGGUAGUAAGAGAGACUUAAUUAAUUGUGAAGAUCUCAUUUUAAUUUUAUAUAUCCCAGUGCCUAACUUAAAAUAAUUACAAAAGUCUGUAAAAUCUAUUGUAUUUAUAGCAUAAAAAUUAAAUUAUUCUGAAAUCAAAA